Messenger RNA from Lottia gigantea (owl limpet), 357 nucleotides. RefSeq lists its product as hypothetical. The record is from RefSeq and is a predicted model, not a curated record. The annotation marks the transcript as partial. Lineage: Eukaryota; Metazoa; Mollusca; Gastropoda; Lottiidae. The transcript has a single exon.
ACUAUUACCUCCCUUCCCUCCUAUAAAUCCUUACUAUUACCUGCUUCCUUCACAAAAUCUUUACUGUUACCCCUUUCCCCCUAUAAAUCCUUACUAUUACCUGCUUCCCCCUAUAAAUCCUUACUAUUACCUGCUUCCUUCACAAAAUCUUUACUAUUACCCCUUUCCCCCUAUAAAUCCUUACUAUUACCCCCUUCCCUUUUUAAAUCCUUACUAAUACCUACUUCCCUCAAAAAUCUUUACUGUUACCCCUUUCCCCCUAUAAAUCCUUACUAUUACCUGCUUCCCUCUAUAAAUCCUUACUAUUACCCCCUUCCCUUUUUAAAUCCUUACUAUUACCUCCCUUUCACCCUAUAA